AUGGCUACAGUAGUACCGGACUUCGCAAGAUGGCUACUCACCAUUCUCGGAGGGCUGGGAGCAACGUACUACUCUUUCAAGACAUUGUCGUUUCUUCGUCUUCAUUUCCUCCGCAGCAGUACUUUGGAUAGGUACAAAACGAAUAGUGACAAAGGCUCUGCCUGGACGCUUGUGACUGGAGCGACUGAUGGAAUUGGACGUGGUUUCGCUGAAGAGUUCGCCGCUCGUGGUUUCAACGUCUUUCUCCACGGUCGAAAUGAGCAGAAGCUCGAGACGCUCAAGAAGAGGCUUCAGGAGGAACAUCCCAACAUUCAAUUCCGCACAUUGAUUCUCGACGCCGGCAAAGAGAUCGAUAACCCGGCUGCAUUUGAGAAGGCCGCAAAGGAGCUCUCGCAAGUAAACCUGAAGGCUCUUGUCAACAAUGUUGGGGGUGCCUCGGGCCUCCUAUCCUUCAUGGCGCUGCACGAACGUCCCUCGGAUCAAAUACGAACUAUUAUGGACAUCAACGCCCGUUUUCCCAUCGAGAUUACUAAAGCAUUGCUACCACAGCUCCGUGCUAACACUCCUGCCCUGAUCCUCAACGUUGGAAGUACGAGCAGUGAAUUCGGAAUCCCGUACUUAUCCAUUUACGCUUCCUGCAAAGCAGCGAAUCGAGCCUGGAGUCGCUCGCUGGCUUCCGAGAUGCAAGCAGAAGGUGUCGAUAUUGAGGUCCCUUGCUUGUGGAUCUCAUCCGUGGCAACGGACAAUGUCCCAAGGUCUGCUUCUCUAUUCGUCCCCAGUGCUCGUCAAUUGGCGAAGUACAGUCUGCAGAAGAUUGGAUGUGGGAAGAGUACUGUCUUUGCCUACUGGGCGCACGAGAUCCAAGCGAACGUUUUCUGGAUGAUGCCAGAGUGGCUCCAGACCCGAGCUAUAGUCGACAUCGGGAAACAGGAGAAAGCAGAGGAUGAGGAGAGGAAUAGGAAGACGUCAUAG
Messenger RNA from Zasmidium cellare ATCC 36951, 972 nucleotides. RefSeq lists its product as uncharacterized. The transcript has 2 exons. The record is from RefSeq and is a predicted model, not a curated record. Bases 1 to 972 code for a protein of 323 amino acids. Gene Ontology annotation, molecular function: oxidoreductase activity. Gene Ontology annotation, cellular component: endoplasmic reticulum. Lineage: Eukaryota; Fungi; Ascomycota; Dothideomycetes; Mycosphaerellales; Mycosphaerellaceae.